Penicillium roqueforti is the source of this 1893-nucleotide messenger RNA. RefSeq lists its product as uncharacterized. Bases 1 to 1893 code for a protein of 630 amino acids. The record is from RefSeq and is a predicted model, not a curated record. Lineage: Eukaryota; Fungi; Ascomycota; Eurotiomycetes; Eurotiales; Aspergillaceae. The transcript is spliced from 4 exons.
AUGCUAUUUCUUGCGCCGUCGACCGUCAAGGCAUCCAAGAAGUCGUAUUUGUGCCGCUGGGCUGGCUGCAAGACGUGCGCUGUCGGUCCGGAUGUUGUCACUGUGCACGCCGACUGUCUGGAGGUGUAUCUGGAGCAUGCGGCAAGCUAUGAGGAGCGGAAGGAGCCGACAAAGGAAAAGGUUGGAAAUGAGGACAAGGAAACUGGCAAAGGAGAUGACAAGAAUAAAAAGGAUACAACAGACGAUAAGAAGAUAAACGAAACGGAAAAUGCCGCCCUGCAGCGCCUCUGGAUCGCCUCUUCGUGGCGCACGCCGUGGAAAAAGGCGCCCUUCCUCUCCCUGCUCCAGUGCGACAACGCGCGGAUGUCCAUGCCCAGUCCAGCCUUGUUACACCGCCUUGGUCUGCCUGGUAUGGCGCGCAUGCCACCAGAGCUGGCCAGUACCGUCAGGGACCUGAGCAAGGAUAGUCCUUUGUGGCGGCUCAACGCGGCCGCACGCCUGGCGCUGUCGCUUGCCGAGUACGAGAAGACGGAGACCUACGGUGACGACCCUGCCGCACUGCCCGCGUCUAUCCUACUAUCCGAGGUGGAAGCCUGGGAGAGAGGCCGGCUGCUGGUACGCCGUGUGGUAUCAGACGAGAAGAAACCUGAGUUGGCCGAGGAGACCAUUGCAACGGACAGCUUCAUCCGCCUCGCGAUCGACACGUACGGCCUGCUACACAUCAAGCGGCUGCCGGCCCGUCCGGCCUACAACGGCACCACGUCCGCCGGUAAGCUGGCCUAUACGCUCUGCGAGGCGAAGACACUAAACGGUGCCAUGUUCAUUUCCAGAAUGCUAACGACCCAGCUCGGCCUCGGCCGCAUUGAGCUCCCCGCGGGCCUCCCCGGCCUGCAAAUCUGGGACACGCCUGCGCCGCCGCCCAUCGAGGGCGUCGCUUAUAUGCGAAAACACCUGAAGCGCGUCAGCCCCACGUCGUACCUUCAUGUGGUCGACCUUGAAGCUAUCACCGGUUUGACUCUUCUGUCCGACGGCAACGUGCUAGGCCUCCACGCCCACACAGUCGCCGAGCCAUCCGCCACAGUUACCGCCGCCCGCGUGCGUAAGGAGGGCUACAGUCCGCAACUAACUCAGGACGAACUGACGCUCAUGUUCCGCAAGCGGCUCUCUGGCGACACGCUCCUCGGCUACAGCUUUUACAACUCACCCUCCGAAACCAUCCUUACCGCGCCUUCAGAACAGCCGCGAGCGCUCGUAUACAGCGCCGUCAAUACUAUUAAUGGCGUCAUUACCGACGUCGGCGUCUACAACGUGGCCGCCGCGCCCGACGUCACCGCGGCUGCUUGGGCUACCAGCGUACGAAACGGAACGCGCCGCCACUGCUUUAACCACUCGGCUUACCCGGAUGAGCAGCUCACCGAGGACGCCUUCCAGAGCAACGUGCCGUUGGCCGGCGUCACGUAUAUGCAGGUAUACACCACCAAAGAUACUAGCCUCCUGCGCAGCAUCAUCCUGACCUACGACAAUGGCAGCCAGCGCGCGCUCGGCAUGUGCUGUGUCGCCACCGACAUUGAUGCCGUGCGCGAGUACGCCCGCCCUGUACGCCUCUGCUUUAAGAGUAACCGCGAGACGGGCGUGACGCGCUUGCGUAUCAUCACAGAGGGCGACCUAGGUACGCCAGCCGCCGAUGGCCACGACGACUGCGCAGGCGGCGAGGAUCCCGGCGAGGGCGAGGAGGCCGAUGACCCGUAUGCCGUUGUGCGCGCGUGCUGUCUCAUGACCGGCCGCCUCGAGUUUGCCAUCGACAGCGACAGGCUUUGCCUGGAACACUUUGCCGAGGAGGAAGAGCCGGACGAGGAGAAGGACCCAGACGACGAAGAUGUGGAUGUGUGGUGA